Peronospora belbahrii is the source of this 495-nucleotide messenger RNA. NCBI's taxonomy places the organism in Eukaryota, Oomycota, Peronosporomycetes, Peronosporales, Peronosporaceae. The record is from the annotation of a GenBank genome assembly.
AUGGAUCAUCGUCGACUUCACCGUCGAACUCGACAACAGGUUGGACUCCAUGGUCCAGGUCCACAACAUUUGGAUAUCGUGCAACAGAUUGCAAGUGUUAUUGCACUAUCGUUGCAGCAAAAUCAGUGUGAAAACGUCCAUAAUGGACGAUCUCGUCGUAUUGGAGGUAGUAAACAGGGAUGUUUGGCAUCGACGCUUCGUGUGGCUCAACAGAACGUGUCGGACAUGACGAUAUAUCUUCAACAGCAACGACAAGACAGUCAGAGGGAUACAAUUAGGACAAGACAAGAUCAAGAAAAUGGUACAAAACAGAAAGAUGGAAUUCCUUGUGAUAAGUCUACAAUAUGUGGCAUUUGCUUGGAACGGAACGUCGUUCAUGGUGACAAGACAAAAGAAGAUGAAUUUAUCAACGUGUUUGUCCAAUGGAUCGAAGACCAGUGGACUAAAUCUGUUGCUGAGUGUCUUGAAGUGAGGCAGCAACUUGAGGGCAAAUAA